GCUAAUAAUCACAGUAGUACCUACAACUGCCAGUAAGUCUAUUAGGUUUCUAGAAUCGAGUUGUAAUUAUUGGAAAAAUGCCAUCAGGCGUUGUGUUUAUUAUUUGUAUUCCCUCAAGUAAUUAUGAACAUAUUCUGAGAUUUGGAAAACCGACAAAUAUUACUCCAGUUGAAGAAUCUUCGACAUUCAAACCUUAUCGUUUGGAAGUCGAGUUACGAAAUAAGAAAGCCAAAAAUAUGCCAGUUCGUUUAACGCAAUAUUGUAAUGAAGCAUUUACUAAUACUUUGGACAAUAUCACCGAAGAAGAUGAAUUUUACACCAUGGAAUGCAUACUACAAGAGCUCUUGAAUAAAUUGCACGUGGAUCAAGUGGUAUGGAUGAGCGACAAAACUGGAAAUUAUUACGAAGUCAUCUUCCCGUUGCCAACUGGCGAUAAAUGUGAAACGAUGUUGCAUUGCCUUACGGAACUCGGAAUUGGAGUCCAUUACAAGUCUAUAGUGAGUGUUCUCCCAUGUAACGUUGUACACACAGCAAUCGAUAAUGAGGAUGCCGAAGAAACCAUAUUUGAUUAUUCUGCUUAUAAACAUAAAACAGAAGAGGCGAAGCGUUGGCGUAGCUUUGUGGAGUCUAUCAGAUCAAAGCUAACUGUGAGACAGGUGGUGGAUGGCGUCAGAGGUGGUGGAGAGUUAUCUUUCGACUAUUUAACAUUAAUUAUUACCGCUGAUUCCCUCGCUGCACUGGGUCUAGUUGAAAACAAUUCGUCAAAUAUAGUAGCAGCUAUGUUGGUAUCGCCUCUAAUGGGUCCAGUGAUGUCCAUCACAUUUGGAACUAUUAUCGCCGAUAGAACUCUUGUUAAGAGUGGAUUUGAAAGUUUAAUUUUGGGCAUGUUUGUCUCAUUGCUGUUCGGAUUCAUAUUUGGAUUGAUCUUAGGAACAACAGAGAUGCCAUGGGGGUUUGGAGAUUGGCCGACAGAGGAAAUGAAAUCACGUGGUAAUGUGCGCUCAUUGUGGAUGGGAGUACUAUGGGCUUUAACAUCAGGCACUGGAGUGGCCCUAGCUUUACUUCAAGGCAGUGCGGGACCCCUCAUCGGUAUUGCAAUUUCCGCAUCAUUAUUGCCGCCAGUUGUGAACUGUGGUCUAUUUUGGGCGUUAGCUUGUAUUUGGCUAUUAUACCCAGGAGUAAAGAUUCCUCAUAUUAAAGGAGAAGCAUAUUAUGGCAACACUACUUAUGAACCGUUGUACCACGAUUACAUACCUAUUGAAUUUGCAGUUAAUGGUAUCGUGAGUUGCUGCCUCACUAUAGUAAAUGUUAUCUGCAUAUUUAUAACUGCAAUAAUGUUCCUCAAAAUAAAAGAGGUUGCGGCGCCUUACACCUCUACUCCAGAACUGAGACGGUUCUGGGAGCAAGACAUAAAAGUCGCGCGGGAUGCCAACAGAGCAAAUAUGCAACGAGCCGAGGAAGAAGAACGUGCCGAGUUGGUAUUAGAAGAUUUUAAUCAGGCAACAGAUAGAGUUAAAGAGAAAUUAGAAGCUGCAGUUAAAGAGGCUUUGGACGAUGAAACUUAUAGGAAAGUUAAGAGAAUGAGUUAUCAAAGCCAUAAUGCCGAUGAGGUGAUACGUACUAUUGGGCUGCAAUCACAAACGCCUAUUUCAAAGCGUUCCAGCAUAAACAAUACGGGAGCUUCAUCGCCAAAUUAUGUACAGCCUCGUGUAUCAAAUGGUGAUGAUAUAGCAGCGCUGGACAAAUUACUCACUUCACUGCUGGGAAUGAAAGAAAAUAGAAAGUCCCGGGUUACUCCGGGAUCCAGUCGGCUGUCAAUGAUAACAAGCCACAACAGACGGAUAGAAUCAUGGUCAGAUAAAAUACUCGAGAACUCAAUAGUGAACAGCGUUUUGAAUAAUUUGAAAACAAAGAGAUAUUCAGCAGUGGAUGAACCUUUUUUGACGCCUAAGUAAAAUGUAGACCAAGAUUAUAUAUCCUAGUAAACAGAGGGAUUUUACGUACGAUUAAUACUCAAAUAUACCAGUUGCAAUAUGUCUGUUCACGAAACAAUGUUGCUUAUUUUAAAUGUCAAAUAUAAAUUGUAAAUAAACAAGAUUUUUAUGUACCUGCCUAUUACCUAAGUAUUAUUAAUUUAGGUAGGUACUAAAAAUAGCUAAGUGUAUUUGAUUCUUUGCUUGAUUCGCGCUAUGUACAUGGUAUAACACGUGAGUUUGUUCUCUACACGU
This is a messenger RNA of Galleria mellonella (greater wax moth), 2228 nucleotides long. RefSeq lists its product as uncharacterized. The coding region runs from base 78 to 1955 and encodes 625 amino acids. Lineage: Eukaryota; Metazoa; Arthropoda; Insecta; Lepidoptera; Pyralidae. The transcript has 10 exons. The record is from RefSeq and is a predicted model, not a curated record.